ACUGCUGCAAUGUCUGCGCGCAUGUUUUUCUCGCGUGUGUCAGAUGUGGACACGUGUUGAACUGCGGAUCCAGGAUCUGGUGUUUCUGGAAUAUUUAGUAUAAAGGUAGUAGUCAGUCAUCGGUCGCCAUGCCGAAGGUGAAAACCGAGCGGACGCGUCAUCAUGAGGUGGUGCAGCGACAGAACAUCGGGUUCCGCACCGAGCUCGGCCAGCACAUCCUCAAGAACCCGCUGGUGAUCAACGGCAUGAUCGAGAAGUCGGCUAUCCGGCCCACCGACGUCGUUCUCGAAGUUGGUCCCGGAACGGGAAACAUGACCGUCAAGUUGCUAGAGAAGGCCAAGAAAGUGGUUGCUUGCGAAGUGGACACUCGGCUGGUCGCCGAACUGCAAAAGCGCGUCCAGGGGACGCAUCUGCACAGCAAACUGCACAUAAUCGUCGGCGACGUGCUGAAAUCGGAACUGCCCUUCUUCGACAUCUGUGUCGCGAACCUGCCGUACCAGAUUUCUUCGCCGUUCGUCUUUAAAUUGCUGUUGCACCGGCCCUUCUUUAGGUGUGCCACGCUGAUGUUCCAGCGAGAGUUUGCCCAGCGGCUCGUGGCUAAGCCAGGUGACAAACUGUACUGCCGUCUGUCUGUCAACACACAGCUGUUGGCACGCGUCGACAUUCUCAUGAAGGUUGGCAAAAACAACUUCCGGCCCCCGCCCAAGGUUGAGUCGAGCGUUGUGCGGCUCGAGCCACGCAAUCCGCCGCCGGCCAUCAACUUCAUCGAGUGGGACGGCCUGCUCCGCAUCUGCUUCGUGCGGAAGAACAAGACCCUCAGUGCUGCCUUCAAGCAGACAUCCGUCCUGGCUAUGCUAGAAAAGAACUACAGGGUCCACUGCUCGGUGGCCAACGAAGAGCUGCCCGGUGAAUUCAACAUGAAGGAGAAGGUGGACGAGAUCUUGACGCAAGGAGGCUACGCCGACAAGCGUGCCCGCACAAUGGACACCGACGACUUUAUGGCUCUGCUGCACCUGUUCAACUCAAAUGGCAUCCACUUCUCCUGAGGCAUGUGGACAUUAAGAAGUAUUGUGCCAUUUAAAGGAAUUAGCAGAAUAGUUAUACCCAUGGGCGCUUUCCAGUGGGGCUAUUGCUAAGUGACGUAUUGAUUAGCAUUUGAUGGAAUCCAAGUAUUGCAUCUGCUUGUUUCUGAGAAUAGGCUCACCUCAACGAGUUCGAAUUAGUGCUGUGAUUGUAAUAUGCAUUCAACUACCAUUGUAGUGUGAUGCGUCUUGACUACAACUGUACAUUAAGAUGACCUUGUUCACAUUACACUUAUCAGAUUGCAAUUAAACAGAUUAUCCAAUGGAA
Messenger RNA from Dermacentor andersoni, 1350 nucleotides. RefSeq names its product dimethyladenosine transferase. Lineage: Eukaryota; Metazoa; Arthropoda; Arachnida; Ixodida; Ixodidae. Gene Ontology annotation, biological process: rRNA methylation. Gene Ontology annotation, molecular function: rRNA (adenine-N6,N6-)-dimethyltransferase activity. The record is from RefSeq and is a predicted model, not a curated record. Gene Ontology annotation, cellular component: nucleolus.